Amphibalanus amphitrite is the source of this 638-nucleotide messenger RNA. Its product is annotated as 60S ribosomal protein L24-like. Gene Ontology annotation, cellular component: cytosolic large ribosomal subunit. Gene Ontology annotation, biological process: cytoplasmic translation. Bases 104 to 580 code for a protein of 158 amino acids. Lineage: Eukaryota; Metazoa; Arthropoda; Thecostraca; Balanomorpha; Balanidae. The record is from RefSeq and is a predicted model, not a curated record. Gene Ontology annotation, molecular function: mRNA binding; structural constituent of ribosome. The transcript is spliced from 6 exons.
UGAUAGAACAAUGGUUCAGCGUUUUUAAUAGCUAAGGUGUUGUGAUUUUUUUUAUUAAAUUGGCAACGCCGCGGAUACUGUCUUUUCCGUCUAAACAGCAAGAAUGAGGGUCGGUCUCUGCAUAUUCAGCGGUUUCAAGAUCUACCCAGGCCAUGGGAAAACGGCCGUUAAGGCCGAUGGCAAGGCCUAUACCUUCAUCCACAAGAAGGCUGAGAGGUCCUUCAACAUGAAGAGGAACCCCCGUGAGGUUACCUGGACCAUCCUCUACAGGCGCAAGAACAAGAAGGGUCAGGAUGAAGAGAUGGUGAAGAAACGCGCGCGGCGCACGCACAAGUUCCAGCGCGCCAUCGUCGGCGCCUCCCUCUCCGAUAUCAUGGCCAAGAGGAACAUGAAGCCCGAGGUGCGCAAGGCCCAGCGCGAACAGGCCAUCAAGGCCGCCAAGGAGAAGAACCGCGCCGCCAAGCAGGCCAAGGCGAAGGCCAGCGCCCAGACCAAGACCAAGGCGCCGAAGCAGAAGAUGAAGGUGCCCAAGGCCAAGACGAUGCCCAAGCAGGCGCCGCGUGUCGGAGGAAAGAGAUAAACGACCACCCUAUUUCAUUUUGCUGCGACGGUGACCUAAAUACAUCAAACAAAUUAUC